AUGGUUGAAAAACGGGUGGUUGAGCCGACCGGAUCAGGUGCUCUGGCGCUGUUUUUUGGCCAGCCCCUCUUCGACAUGACUGCGAACGCUUCGGAAGAACUGCUGGCACAGUACGGCAUUCGUGACGGUAGCGUUGGACCUGCCACACCAGAGCAGCUUCCUAUAUUUGAGCAAUUGCUGAAUGAAGAAGAUACCACUUACUACGGUGGUGGGUCCGCCAUGAAUGCAGGCCGCACAAUGAAAUGGGUAUCACCUGAAACAGACGUCUGUUGUGUAGGUUCAGUGGGCUGCGAUGAGUUCUGCGAGGUGUUUACACGCACGAUGGAUGAGGCUGGGGUGCACUACCUGCUUGAAUACCACGAAGACUCCCCAACAGGAACAUGCGUUGCCCUGAUAGUGAACAAGGAGCGCGCCAUGCGAGCCAAUCUUGGCGCUGCUAACAAAAUAACACUUGAAUAUAUGAAGAGUGCCCCAAUCCAGCGAGCUAUCAAGAAGGCCAUGCUUUUCUACACUGAAGGCUUCUUCCUGAAUACAGUUUCCAGUCCUGAGAAUGUUUUGCUGCUGGCUGAGCACGCACAUAAAGAGGGAAAGCUGUUCUGUUUCAACCUAAAUGCUCCAUUUGUGAGCCUACUCUUCGGUGAACGACUUAAAGUUCUCCUCCCGUUCAUCGAUAUUCUAUUUGGAGGCAGGGAGGACUUUACUGCGUUCGGGACGAUGAUGUGGGGCGAUGAGGUCGGGAGUGACAUUGAUGCCGUUUUGAUGCGCACAGUAGGGCUGCCCAAAAAUAAUUCCUCGCGCUCCCGUUUAGUGGUGGCCACAUGUGGUGCGGACCCAACAUUGGUGGCAAUGAAGCACCGGGUCACGGCGUACGAAGUGCCGGAGGUGGACAAGGCGCAAAUUGUCGACCUGACCGGCGCCGGUGACUGCUUCGUCGGUGGUUUUCUCGCACAGUACCUCAGCUGCCCGGACAUUCAGUUAUGCGUGGAGGCGGGCCACGCGGCUGCAGCCGUCGUCAUUCGUCACUGGGGGACGCGGCUCAGCGGUGAUCCGCCACAGUUGAAGACACGCAACGGGGAAUUCGUUUGUUAA
Molecule: messenger RNA, 1089 nt
Organism: Trypanosoma grayi
Lineage: Eukaryota; Euglenozoa; Kinetoplastea; Trypanosomatida; Trypanosomatidae
Product: putative adenosine kinase
Exons: 1
Coding region: 1-1089 (362 amino acids)
Biological process (GO): purine ribonucleoside salvage
Cellular component (GO): nucleus; cytosol
Molecular function (GO): adenosine kinase activity
Source: RefSeq, a predicted model, not a curated record